Messenger RNA from Carassius gibelio (silver crucian carp), 5815 nucleotides. RefSeq names its product leucine-rich repeats and calponin homology (CH) domain containing 2 (gene lrch2). Lineage: Eukaryota; Metazoa; Chordata; Actinopteri; Cypriniformes; Cyprinidae. Gene Ontology annotation, molecular function: protein binding. The record is from RefSeq and is a predicted model, not a curated record. The coding region runs from base 76 to 2346 and encodes 756 amino acids. The transcript has 22 exons.
CCCUCCCCACCUCGGUCUGCGCAUGCGCGGCGAGCCAGGCAGCCCCCUAUUAUUAUUGUUAGAAUAAUUGCACUUAUGAAAAUGGCGGCGAAUCAGGGAGCUGUGGGACCUGCUGUGGCUCUCCAGAGCCAGCAUUAUCCCAACGUCGCGCACUGGAACCCGGGCGUGAUGCAACAGCAGCAGCACCCGCUACACACCGCGCGUAGUCUGGAACGCGCGCUGGAAGACGCCGUCUGCUCCGGGAUGCUCAACAUCAGCGGGAGAAAACUGCGCGACUACCCGGGGCUCAACUACGACCUGACCGAUACUACACAAGCAGACUUGUCGAAAAACCGUUUUGGUGAAAUCCCUCCAGAGGUUUGUAUGUUUGCACCGCUGGAGUUAUUAAACCUCUACCACAACUGCAUAAAGGUGGUUCCAGAGGCCAUUAUCAACCUACAGAUGCUCACCUACCUGAACAUCAGUCGAAAUCAGCUAUCCGUUCUCCCCAAGUUUCUCUUCAGUCUUCCUCUGAAAGUACUGGUGGUCAGCAACAAUAAACUCCUGUCUAUUCCUGAAGAGAUCGGAAAGGCCAAAGACCUCAUGGAAUUGGACAUCAGCUGUAAUGAGAUCCAGGUGCUUCCUGCUCAAAUGGGGAAACUCCUCACGUUACGAGAACUUAACAUACGAAGGAACUGUCUACAAGUGUUACCAGAUGAGUUGUCCGAUCUGCCGUUGAUCAGGUUGGAUUUCUCCUGUAAUAAAAUCACUGAGAUUCCCAUAUCUUACCGCAAACUUAAACAGUUACAGCACAUCAUUCUUGACAACAACCCCAUGCAGUCUCCUCCUGCACAGAUCUGCCUGAAGGGAAAGAUCCACAUCUUUAAGUAUUUAAACCUGCAGGCAUGUCAACUGGAUAAAAAACCAGACACACUUGACCUACCUUCUCUGGGAAAACGCUGCUUGCCUCAGCAGCUGACAGACAGUAUGGAAGAUUUCUAUCCAAGUAAAAACCAUGGCCCUGACUCGGGUAUUGGCAGUGAUAAUGGUGACAAAAGACUGUCGGCUACAGAGCCAUCUGAUGAUGACACCAUGAGUCUCCAUUCUCAAGUGUCUGAGACGGCGCGGGCUGACGCACACAUACUUCUCACAAAGCUGGACUCAAACAAAGAUCAGGACCAAUAUGACUUUAUUGACCCAAACCCAGAUGAAGAGGGCACUCUGUCUGAGGGAGAUCUGCAGCACAAUGCACCCUAUGUGUCAUGUUUAAAGGAGCUGGAGCGUGUUCUGAAAACACACCAAAGCAAAGACAAAGAGAACUGGAAAGAAGAGUCUGGCUCCGAGAAAGAGCAGUUAACUGAAGAAGAUGAGGAUGACUUAAAGGAAGUGUUGGAUCUGAGGAAGAUUGCAGUACAGCUGCUACAACAAGAGCAACAGAACAGGAGGCGAUCCCUAAUAUGUAGGGCAGAGAGUCUAAUACACCGUAGAAGAGCCCCAGGGAGAGCUCACAGGUUUCUCAGCCACUCAGGGAGUAGCACCAAACAAAGAACCCCAUCUCAGACUGUUAGAAGUGCAUCGCUAGAUGAAGGAAGCAGCUCAGCCUCCGCCUUGAGUGGACAGGAGACUGAUCUCACUGAUGAAGAUGCAGCUUUCUCUGAGCCUUCUUCCUCUUGCUCGUUUGAUGGAAGUUUGAAAUCAGAGAGCAGUGACUCAGAGCCAAGAUGGCCAGAGGUUCCUCCUGUGCUCAACCAGAAUGAGGAUCGGAGGAGAAACAAGUACCUGAGAAAAGACUACCUAAAGUAUAAGUGCCAAAGUGCUCGAAGAAACUCCAGUGGCAACGACAAUGAUUGUGAGGAGGGGAUGCGAUCUAAUGAGUUCACCACAACUCUGACUGUUUUUGGUCUGAAACCCAGAUCAGCCUUCUCCCGUGGAAAUCGUCAAGACUCUAGCUCCACAGAGCCAAGCUUCACCAUGAGGAGAAAAAUGGAGCACCUCAGAGAGGAGAUGGAGCAGAUCCGACUCUUGCAGCAGAACCUCGAGUCUAGGCUGAAGGUUUUGCUGCCAGAUGAUGUGGGUGCUGCUUUGAUGGAUGGUGUAGUUUUGUGCCAUCUGGCUAAUCACAUUCGUCCUCGUUCUGUAGCUAGCAUUCAUGUACCUUCCCCUGCUGUGCCAAAGCUGAGUAUGGCCAAGUGUCGGAGGAAUGUUGAGAAUUUCUUGGAUGCAUGUAAAAAGCUUGGAGUGCCACAGGACAAGUUGUGUUUGCCGCAUCACAUCCUGGAGGAGCGAGGUCUGGUAAAGGUCGGUGUCACUGUCCAGGCACUGCUGGAUCUUCCAUCCUCAAAACCCAAUCAACUUUCUACCAUGUAGCAUCGCUGGAUCAUGGGACGUCCACUAGCAUCCCUUUAUCCUGCCUUACCACCUCAUCCUCACUCCUCACUCUCAGUGCUGAUUUUUGACUUACUAUGGGGAAGUCAUGACCCUUCACAGCUGUGGGGAACAGGCCAGCUUCUGCCUACCUCUUAUAAGCCUCUAUCAAGGGGUCUAGACAUUUUAAAGCUCCAGUAUUGUGCCCUAUAUGAGGGAAAAUGUGCACAUUUCAUUCGGAGGGGAAAUACCUGUUUCUAUUCCACAGCUGGCAAUGCCGUCUGUCCCCUCUUAAUGCUGGACACCUCUGUCUCCUUUCUUUUGUAUCUUCUUCUCAUCUCUCAUGUUCACUCUUCUCUUGGACGGUGAACCCCCAACGGGUGAGGAAAGGAGAAAAGCCGACUGAAUCUGGAGCAGAGGGAAGAUGAUAUUUCAAUGUCACUCCACCCCUCUCCUGUAUGAAGUCUCUAAGAGCUGUCAGACAUCUUGUUACAUUCUGACUGUUUCCUGUCUGCUUGAAGAAAUAAGUGGGACAGAGACAUGUAUUGAUGUGCGUGUAAUAACCAGAUCUGCAGCGAGGACACCUGGAAAGGACAGACAAAGGCAUUGCCAUAAAAUUGGUCUUUGCUGUCACAGCAGUCAGGUGAGUCACUGGCAGUGCAUUAGAGAGUAUUUCUUUCUUUCGGCAUGCCUGGAAGGUUUUAACACUGAAGACACUGCUCACGUGCCUGCACAAGACAAAGGCUUUUUUUGUGUUCUUUUACGUACGUGCCAGCGUUUGCCAAAUGUUUGUUUUUCCAUGACUGUUUUUCUCACAGGUUUUAUUAAGUGCUUUACGUGUGCCAAGAAUUCACCACAUGAUAACGUUUCGCAAGUACCAGUGUAAAUGCAUUGUGCUACAUUAUAGACUGUUGUGCAGGUUUGGGCACGUAUGUGAAGUUUUUGCCCUAAAAAUAGGCCAAUUAAAAACAUUUGCAAAACCUACAUUAGCAAAACCUAAUUAUAAUUACAGAGUAAGAACAAUCCAUUAAUGAUAGAUGUGCAUUUUAUUAAACGAUUAAAUUUGUUCACAUUAGUUUUUUUUUUGUUUUGUUUUUCAAAUCUCUCAUGUAAGAACACAGAGACUUUGAUACUUGGAAAAUUGAGUGAAGUCAAUUAAAGGGUUCGAUGUGCCGCCGUUCAUUCACCACAGUGUAAACUGAAGGUUUAUAGAAAUUGUUCAAAUAUGUGUAAAUAGUUUGCAUUUAAUUUAUCAUGGACUUUAUUUAUUUACCUUUAUGUACUUUUGUAUGUUUUAUUUAUUUCUUUAUCAACCUCAAAAAUCAGCAAUCUGAUUCUUGAGUGUAAUAUAUGAAUUUCCAUACAUGGAAAUUGGAGCAGCCCUCUUAACGGGUUGUUGCUCUGGAAGUUGCUUGCAGUCAGUUUCUGUAUGACUCUUCGUUAACAUGCACAACAGAAAGCCAGUUAUGUGAGGAAGUCAUUUGUAGAAGAUCAGAUGCAGAAUCAGCAUUCACAUUUUUGAUUUUUUUUUUUAUAAUAAUAUUUGACAGGAGUGUAAACAAGGCUGUGAGGGAUAGGAGUUCAAGGGAUUGUUUAACAACUCUUCAGCUGAUGAAAAGUUUUUCUGAUAAAAAAGCUUAGUAAACAAACUCCAUAAAACAGUUUUAAAGGUUUUAAGUUCUGAAAACUAUGUGAGCUUGGGUAAUUCUACAGUGUACCGUUGUAAAGACUAUAAGUCUGUCUCUCACAGCCUCAUUUUUAUCCACUUUAAAUUCAAUCUGUCAUCUAAUUUGACUUACGGUAAAUGUCCAUUACAGCAGCAGAAUCCGCUCCAAACACUACAAUAUCUCCACUUCGGGGUGUGUCUGUAGAAAGUAUGUCUGAACUGUUUAUUUCAGUGCAUGACCAAUUUAAUUGUCAUCAUAAGUGUUUUUUACUUGAUCUUUCUACACAUUUUUUUUUUUUUUAAUGCUCUCGGCACUCUUAAUGCUGUGUGCCAAUCCCACAAUUCAUCAGGUGAUCGUGCAACUUUACUCCCAUAAGAAAAAUUGAAAAUGCUUGCUCUGCUCUGCACAAGUGGAUGGUGCAUGUAAACGUGAAUGCUGUUAUGAUGUCUUAAAGGGACGGUUCACCUAAAAAUGAAAAUUACCCCAUCGUUUACUCACCCUCACGCCAUCCUAUGUGUUCUUCUUUCAGACAAGUACAAUAAGAAGAUUUUAAAAAAAUGUCCUGGCUCUUCCCAGCUUUAUAAUGGCAGUGAAAGGUGGCCGAGAUUUUGAGGCAAAAUAAAGUUCAUCCAUCCAUCAUAAAAAGUGAUCCCUACAGCUCUGGGGGUUAAUAAAGGCCUUCUGAAGUGAAGCGAUGCAUUUGUGUAAGAAAAAUAUUACGCCAUUCCAGACGGAGGAUGCGUCCAAAGUUAAUUAACUGCUUCCAGCAUAUUGUGAUAGGGUUUUGAAGAGAAAAUGUUCAUUGAUUUAUUCCUCUCAAAACGUCAUUUUAUACUCUGCUGGCAGCAGGAGCAGCUGUUGACACCUUUUCUUUGGAAAGUAGUUUUAGGACCCAGAUUUUGUUGAGAUGAGUAAUGUCUCGCUCCCCUAUCAUGCUACACACACCAUGGCAGAUACAUCUGGUUCGGUUCCACAGCUUUGUGAUGGAUGAAUAGGUGACAGCAUUUCCUCAGGCUUUAUUGCCUCCUCGACAGAAUCUCAGCCAAGAAUGUAGGUUUUCUAAAGGUUACAGGUCCCAUUAAAAAAAAGAAAAUGUUUUUCUUUUAGUUUCACUCAGUUGCACCCUCUAAUUUAGCUGUUUCUGUUUGCUUGCCUUUAUAUUUAUGACACAAUUUCCCAAUAAGCCAUUUGUCAUUCAUAUGCUUCCCCUGCCAUCACUUCUGAAAUAGGUCACCUGCUUCAAGGUAUAGACUGCAUACUGCAUGCUAGUGUUUUAAUAAUAUGCUUUAGUACUCGGUAUGCAAGAAUAAUGAUUGAACUGUAGCAGAGAUAAUCAUUGUCACAUGACCUCAGAUUGACAAAAGAAAUGCUGAAUCAGGGUUCAUGACACUUACUGCAUUGUGGGGGGAAAGUAGACCGCUUGUACGGAGUAUGCACAUUUACACUUCAAUGAGAGGAGUAUCCUAUUUUAAUGAAGUCAUGUUCCCUUUGUUUCCUCAAUUAAACUCCAUCGUGACAAAGCUUUGAAAUAAUCACUCUUCAGCUCUGAUUCACAUUCCUUUUUGUGAGAAGCUGUUCAGUUUGUAAAAAGACGUUUUGAUUAAAAAGUAAUAGACAGGUUUGAGAUGCCUCCUGCGCAGUGCGUACUGUAUGUAUAUGUUUUUGUAUAUGACAACUUGAUUGCAUGAUUGGAUCAUAGCAUCAUUCAUGUACAUAACCGGUUUCAACACAUUAGGAUGUUUCCUAAAAAGGCAACCAAAUGAAACCAAGGUCAAAAUACUGGAAUAAAUUGAUAAUUUACAGUG